GAGACGCGGUCGCUGGAAUAGGACGCCCUCCCGGAAGUGGGCUCAGAAUCGGCAGAGAAAGUGGCAGUCUGUAGCCCCCGGGACCAGUUCUGGGGAGGUCGCAGCUGAAUUAUUUCUCUGCGUUUCUUCUCGAUUCUUCCUGAGUCUUCCAGGUUCACCUAGCGAGGAAACGUCUCCACCAUCAUGGGGGGCGGAGACCUCAAUCUGAAGAAGAGCUGGCACCCUCAGACCCUCCGCAAUGUGGAGAAAGUGUGGAAGGCCGAGCAGAAGCAUGAGGCUGAGCGCAAGAAGAUUGAGGAGCUUCAGCGGGAGCUGCGGGAGGAGAGGGCCCGGGAGGAGAUGCAGCGCUAUGCAGAGGAUGUCGGGGCUGUCAAAAAAAAGGAAGAAAAAUUGGACUGGAUGUACCAGGGUCCCGGUGGGAUGGUGAACCGUGAUGAGUACUUGCUGGGGCGCCCCAUUGACAAAUACGUUUUUGAGAAGUUGGAGGAGAAGGAGGCAGGCUGUUCUUCUGAGACAGGACUGCUCCCGGGCUCUAUCUUUGCCCCGUCGGGUGCCAAUUCCCUUCUAGACAUGGCCAGCAAAAUCCGGGAGGAUCCACUCUUCAUCAUCAGGAAGAAAGAGGAGGAGAAAAAAAGAGAGGUAUUGAAUAAUCCUGUGAAAAUGAAGAAAAUCAAAGAAUUGUUGCAAAUGAGUCUGGAAAAAAAAGAGAAGAAGAAAAAGAAGGAGAAGAAAAAGAAGCACAAGAAACACAAGCACAGAAGCUCAAGUAGCGAUCGUUGCAGCAGCGAGGACGAGCGCAGCCGGGGGAGGUCUCAAAAGAAGAUGGCAAAUUCUUCCCCUGUUUCGUCCAGAGUCCCUGGAUAUGGCUUACAGCUCAGGAACUCUGACCAUAACCAGGGACUGCAGGCCGAGCAGAAGGGAGUGCAUGGGUUGAAGAAUUAUUCCAGGUCCAGAAGCUCCUCUCAUUCACCUCCCAGACAUGCCAGCAAGAAGCGCACCAGAGAUGCAGUGUGCCGGGACAGGAGGUCUCGAUCCCCAGGCAGAAGGUCACGGUCCCCAAGGCCAAGCAAGCUGCACAACUCUAAGGUAAACAGGAGAGACAGAGGCCGAACUAAGAGCCCAUCACCGAAAAAAGAGGUCUACCAAAGGCGGCAUGCUCCUGGAUACACUAGAAAGCUCUCAUCAGAGGAACUAGAGCGAAAACGGCAAGAGAUGAUGGAAAACGCCAAGUGGCGGGAGGAGGAGAGGCUGAACAUCCUUAAGAGGCACGCAAAGGAUGACGAACGGGAGCAGAGGCUGGAGAAGCUGGACUCCCGGGAUGGGAAGUUUAUCCACCGCAUGAAGUUAGAGAGCGCAUCUACCUCGUCCCUGGAGGAUCGGGUGAAGCGGAAUAUUUACUCUCUACAGAGAACCUCAGUAGCUCUGGAGAAGAACUUCAUGAAAAGAUGAAAGCCAUCCCCUCUUGCUGGUUUUCCUGAAUUUUCCAGGGAGGCUGCCCACUCCUUAAAAAUUCUCUUUAUAAGAGUUCAAAUGGCUUUUUCCACAGAUGUCAAACCACCACUGUUCAAAGUGACUCUCCUCCAUGGAUUCCGGAAACAGCCCACUUCUUUUGAGAACCAGUGUGACUUGCUCUAUAGGACCCUCAGUAACUUUCACUGGGUGCAGAGUGGGUUUUAAACUGUUUUUUAAUGGGUGGGCACUAGGUGUGAGUACUCAUCCUGUUCUGGAAUACUACACCCUGUGGUCUUGAGAGCUUAUGCCUCCUCCCUCCAUCUGUGUGAACAGACCUAUUCUAGCACCUCAGUAUAGACUGGACCUUUCAGAAACCUCUGUCUCCAGAGUCACCCAGAUAGAUUGUGUUUACUGGGGUAAAAGAACAUUUACUUGAUUUAGUAGAUAAUGUGAUGGAAUGAUGUCAGAUUAGGGCAGAGCUAAGGGAGUGACAAAGAAUCUGGAAAGGAAAACAAUGCAAAAAAACCCCUAAAUGAACUGUUGAACCAUUUGGACUAUCUUUCAAACUGUAAAGUAUAGUGUGUAUAUGUACAAAUGUAUAAUUUUUACAUGCUUUUGAAAAAAAGAAGUUAGCUUUGUGAGAGUAUCUUGCUUGGUAAGUGACUUUACUAUGUAACGGAACCGCAUUGUAUCUUGUUAUCAAGUAACCCAGUAAGGCAGGUCAGCUUUUCUUUCCUCUUUGAAUCUGGCUAGUUUUGGAGGGGCCUGGGUUUAUUGGUAGGAUCUAGGGUAUCUGUCAUUUUACACUGCUUAGAGUCUCCCAUGUGGGCAGUGCAGUGUUGAAGUCAAAUGAUUUUAGGAGUCAGGACCAAAUGGCCAGUGUGCUCCCUGUUGGCUCUUACAGAAAAUAAAAUGGAAGCUAUUUAUUUAAUGGCUUCCUUUUUAUCAUGUAGUAAUCUUACUACAGUUCUAGAUUUUCAGGGGUUGUUUGCUGUUAUUUUUUAGUCAGAUAUUUAAAAAAAUCCCAAACUCAUGGAUCAGUCUACUAUCUUUACUCCUUUUCCUUCUCUUCUUUCACCAGAAGCCCUCAUUUGACCCAUGAACUCCUAGGCAUUCUUGACCCCACACAUUAGCUGGGCUAGUUCCUUGUUCUGCUAAUUCCUAAUUCUGCUUAAAACGAAUUUGGAUUUUUUUUUGGUCACUUAUAAUACCGAGCACUGUAAUGCUUAAAACCCAGUCCUUCCCCAGAGAGAAAAUACAUUCACUUGUUAGUCAUUUAAUCACCUCAUCCUGCUUCCCUAUGAUAGGGUGAAUUAUGUCUUUUAUUUUAUUACUUGGUAAUAAAGGCUAUAUUUAUUUUUAUAACUGUAAA
Molecule: messenger RNA, 2824 nt
Organism: Vicugna pacos (alpaca)
Lineage: Eukaryota; Metazoa; Chordata; Mammalia; Artiodactyla; Camelidae
Gene: CWC25
Product: CWC25 spliceosome associated protein homolog
Biological process (GO): mRNA splicing, via spliceosome
Cellular component (GO): U2-type spliceosomal complex
Source: RefSeq, a predicted model, not a curated record